Molecule: messenger RNA, 3172 nt
Organism: Fukomys damarensis (Damara mole-rat)
Lineage: Eukaryota; Metazoa; Chordata; Mammalia; Rodentia; Bathyergidae
Gene: Tmprss6
Product: transmembrane serine protease 6
Exons: 18
Coding region: 219-2672 (817 amino acids)
Biological process (GO): proteolysis
Molecular function (GO): protein binding; serine-type endopeptidase activity
Source: RefSeq, a predicted model, not a curated record
CCUGCACUCAGUCCCAGUGCUGUUCUGGACCCGGCAGGAGGCCCAUGGAGCCUGGGGCCACAGGCCACAGAGGACAAGGGCCAGAUACCCCAGCCAUGGCUCUGGGCCAUUGAUCCAGCUCAGGCCAGCCUGGUGGGGGUGGGGAAACCUUGGCCUGGACAAACAGCGGCUCCUGAGGUCGGGGUGCAGGACCGCCACCCCCUUGCCACUCCAGGAGGAUGCCCACGGCCGAGGCCCCCCAGGUCGCUGGCGGGCAGGGCGAUGGCGGCGACGGUGAGGAAGCAGAGCCCGAGGGGAUGUUCAAGGCCUCCAAGAGGAAAGCCCGAGACUACAUGCGCCUGGCGCCCCUGUUGCUGGCCCUGGUGGUGCUGGCUUCGGCGGGGGUGAUGCUCUGGUAUUUCCUAGGGUACAGGGCCGAGGGGACGGUCAGCCAGGUGUACGCCGGCAGCCUCCGGGUGCUCAAUCGCCACUUCUCCCAGGACCUCGCCCGCCGGGAGUCUAGCACCUUCCGCAGUGAGGCUGCCAAAGCCCAGAGGAUGCUCAAAGAGCUCGUUGGUAGCACCCGCCUGGGCACUUACUACAACUCCAGCUCCGUCUACUCCUUCGGUGAGGGACCCCUCACCUGCUUCUUCUGGUUCAUCCUGCAAAUCCCGGAGCACCUCCAGCCCACGCUGAGCCCCGAGACGGUGCGGGCGCUGCUGGUGGAGGAGCUGCUGUCUGUGGCCAACCGCUCGGCCCCUGUCUCCUACAUGGUCGAGUACGAGGUGGACCCCGAGGGUCUGGUGAUCCUGGAAGCCAGCGUGAAAGACAUAGUCGCGCUGAAUUCCACGCUGGGCUGUUACCGCUACAGCUAUGUGGGCCAGGGCCAGGCCCUGCGGCUGAAGGGCCCCGACCAGCUGGCCUCCAGUUGCCUGUGGCACCUGCAGGGCCCCCAGGAGCUCAUGCUCAAGGUGCGGCUGGAGUGGACCCUGCCCGAGUGCCGAGACCGCCUGGCCAUGUAUGACGCAGCUGGGCCAUUGGAAAAGAGGCUCAUUACCUCGGUCUAUGGCUGCAGCCGACAGGAGCCGGCGCUGGAGGUGCUGGCCUCAGGCGCCAUCAUGGCGGUCGUCUGGAAGAAGGGUCUGCACAGCUAUGUCGACCCCUUCGUGCUCUCUGUGCAGCCCGUGGCCUUCCAGGCCUGCCAGGUGAACCUGACACUGGAAGGCCGGCUGGAACCACAGGGUGCCCUCAGCACACCCUACUUCCCCAGCUACUACUCUCCCAACACCCACUGCUCCUGGCACCUCACGGUGCCAUCUCUGGACUACGGCUUGGCCCUUUGGUUUGACGCCUAUGCUCUGCGGAGACAGAAGUACGGCCUGCUGUGCACCCAGGGACAGUGGACGAUACAGAACAGGAGGCUAUGUGGCUUGCGUACCCUGCAGCCCUACGCUGAGAGGAUCCCCGUGUUGGCCACGGCUGGCAUCACCAUCAACUUCACAUCGCAGAGCCCUCUGACAGGGCCAGGCGUGCGGGUGCACUACAGCCUGUACAACCAGUCGGACCCCUGCCCUGGCGAGUUCCUCUGCUCCGUGAAUGGACUCUGUGUCCCUGCCUGUGAUGGGAUCAAGGACUGUCCCAACGGCCUGGAUGAGAGAAACUGCGGUACCGCCAAGUCCCAGCCUGGUCCUCUGGCUCCCUCCCCUGCCCUUCUGUGUCCCACAGUUUGUAGAGCCACCUUCCAGUGCCCGGAAGACAGCACCUGCAUCUCCCUGCCCCGCGUAUGUGAUGGACAGCCUGACUGUGUCAACGGCAGUGAUGAGGAGCAGUGCCAAGAAGGAGUGCCUUGUGGGACCUUCACCUUCCGGUGUAAGGACCGCAGCUGUGUGCGGAAGCCCAAUCCUCAGUGUGAUGGGCAGCCAGACUGCAAGGACGGUUCAGACGAGCUCCACUGCGACUGUGGCCUCCAGGGCCCCUCCACUCGCAUCGUGGGCGGGGCCGUGUCCUCUGAGGGUGAGUGGCCGUGGCAGGCCAGCCUCCAGGUUCGGGGCCGACACAUCUGUGGGGGCGCCCUCAUUGCCGACCGCUGGGUGAUCACAGCUGCCCACUGCUUCCAGGAGGACAGCAUGGCCUCCCCGGCGCUGUGGACCGUGUUCCUGGGCAAGAUGCAGCAGAAUUCCCGCUGGCCUGGGGAGGUGUCCUCCAAGGUGAACCGCCUGCUCCUGCACCCGUACCACGAGGCGGACAGCCACGACUACGAUGUGGCCCUGCUGCAGCUCGACCACCCGGUGGUGCGCUCCGCCACCGUGCGCCCUGUGUGCCUGCCCGCACACUCCCACUUCUUUCAGUCGGGCCUGCACUGCUGGAUCACAGGCUGGGGCGCCCUGCGAGAAGGCGGCCCCACCAGCAAUGUCCUGCAGAAAGUGGAUGUGCAGCUGGUUGCGCAGGACCUGUGCAGCGAGGCCUAUCACUACCAGGUGACACCGCGCAUGCUGUGUGCCGGCUACCGCAAGGGCAAGAAGGACGCCUGCCAGGGUGACUCUGGUGGCCCUCUGGUGUGCAAGGAGCCCAGUGGCCGCUGGUUCCUGGCAGGGCUGGUCAGCUGGGGCCUGGGCUGUGGCCGGCCCAACUACUUUGGCGUUUACACACGCAUCACAGGUGUGAUCGGCUGGAUCCAGCAGGCGCUGACCUGAGGUCCUGUGAGCCGGGGCCCACCUCUUGGACAGAGUGCACAGGGCACUUUCCAGGGAGGUGAACUAGUAUUCUGGGGGCAAGUAGCCCUGUGGAGGGAGGAGGCAGCACCCUGUCCCCACCAUGCCCCAGUGACUGCACAGGGAGGGGAAGGGCCAUCAGCCCACUGGCCCAGGGUCAGACCUGGCCCUGCCACCUCCCAAUCGAUCCUCUCCUCGCAGUCUCCUCCUUCCCCUCCCUCCACACUGUUUUGGGGGUACUCAGAGGGACAGUGCAGCUCUCCGUCCCAUGGAGAAGGCCCGGGGUGCGCUCCUGCAGGCGGAGUCUGCUGCAUCUGCGCAGCACUGGCUCCAGAGCAGGUUCCAGCCUCUGCCCCUCCCUGGGGGUGGGGAGGUGUCCCUGCCAGAGGGGACUUGGGGCCCUGGAGACCCCACGUGGGCAGCUGCUACCAUAAGCCAAAGGGUGGGGUGGCCUGAGCCGGAGGGUCCCCCGCACCCCUUCC